Messenger RNA from Setaria italica (foxtail millet), 1505 nucleotides. Its product is annotated as RNA-directed DNA methylation 4. Bases 305 to 1315 code for a protein of 336 amino acids. The transcript is spliced from 10 exons. NCBI's taxonomy places the organism in Eukaryota, Viridiplantae, Streptophyta, Magnoliopsida, Poales, Poaceae. The record is from RefSeq and is a predicted model, not a curated record.
CCCUGCGGUGUCACGCCUCUUCCUCGUCUUGUUGACGCCCCCGCGCGGCCGCGCCGCAUCUCCUCGCUCGGCGCUUGCUCCUCAGGGGGGAAAAAAAAAACUAACCCUAGCAGCUGGCGGGCGGCGGCGCCGGCCAUCUUCUGAUCUUCCCAUCUCCGUUUCUCCCACUCCUUUCAAAGUCCAAUCCGGCAAUCGCAAUCCCCAAGAGCCAAGGCAAGGACCAGGCCGGAGGAGCGAAGCGUGGAGGUCAUGGCGUGGAGCCAAGCCAUGGACGCGACUUGUUAACCCUACCCCACCGCCGGUCAUGGCGUCUGCAGCGGCGGCCGCCGGCGAAGCCUCCACCUCGGGGUCCGCUGCGAGGGAGAAACCCAUCGUCGUCCGGGUCAAGCGCAAGCCCUCACAGACCCGCCCGGAUGCUUUCUGGCUAGAGAUUAAUGAGAGGCCGGCGAAGAAGGCGAUGCUCGAUUUCUCCAGCCUCUCCAUCUCCGAGCCCUCCUCUUCCUCCGCCGGUGCUGAAGCUUCAGAGGAACAACCACGGGUCAAGAAGCUUCUUGUUCAACACAUCGAGACAGUGCACCAUUCUGAAGCUGUUGAAGAUGUUUUGCACUCUCUUUUGCUUGCUGACUCAGCUAUCAAAGAGAUGAAGAGCAAGACAAAGCAGUGGAAUGACAGAAUCAAGCAAGACAAAAAAUCAGACCAGCUACGGUCAGCAGCCAGACAGAGGCAUGAGGAUGUGGGAAGAAAUGCUCGCUUUGCACAAAUAUGGAAGAGUCGGAAAGGACAAAAGAAUGAAGCUGAUGAAUCAUUAAGAGAAAUAUGCCAUCUUUACGACGCUGUCCAAGUAGAUACUGAUGAAGAGAAGCAUCCAGCAGAACCACGGAUCACUUCUUUCGAAGAGGGUGCUGUUUUGUGCAACUUUCUUCCACUUAUACGGGAGUACUUGCCAUCAGCUGCUGAGGAAAUUGAGUCGGAUAUUAUUUCAUUGGCACAAUCAGAAGAUUCAGAAGUUUAUGACAUCUAUACUGUCAAGGAGGUGGAUGAUACAAACAUGGAGGAUACCUCGGCAGCUUCAUAUCCACGGUUACAAGUAGAUGAUGGCGAAGAUGAAUGUUACGACGAUGACUACCCGUAUGACACAGAUGAUUCGAAUGCUGAAGACAAUCCACUUUUUGAUUAUCCUGAAGAACUGUCAGAGGAUGAGGAUGAGGAUGAGGAUGAUGGUAGCAAUGACGAGGACCCAUUUGGAGACAUGGAAGGUUCUGGCUCUGAGUAUGAAAAGGAAGAAGUAGACGUGGAAGAGGACGAACAGCGGUGAUAUAAAAUCUUAGGGAAACGUGCAGUUGUAAACGUGUGCUGAAUGUAAUGUGAGGAAGGAACGAUUACUGAAUCUUUCUGCUGCUCGUGCUGAGAGAUGAAUGGAGUUGCUCAGCAUUGUGCAUCACUUGGUAAACACUGUAAUUACUAUUCGUUUUUCCUAUAUAAUCGUUUUUCUACGCACCUAGUUA